Stylophora pistillata is the source of this 1307-nucleotide messenger RNA. Its product is annotated as peroxisome assembly protein 26. Gene Ontology annotation, molecular function: ATPase binding; protein-containing complex binding. Gene Ontology annotation, biological process: protein import into peroxisome membrane; protein import into peroxisome matrix. Gene Ontology annotation, cellular component: peroxisomal membrane; peroxisome. The record is from RefSeq and is a predicted model, not a curated record. Lineage: Eukaryota; Metazoa; Cnidaria; Anthozoa; Scleractinia; Pocilloporidae.
AUGCUCCAUCCCGAUGGAUGUUUAGAGUCAGAGUGUUGAUUAUGAUAUUUCUCAGCAAUUACAAAGAGCGAAGUCACUAUUAGUUCUCCGUCGGUUUGAUGAUGUGGUGGAGGUAUGCAUGGGAGUCUUCGAACUUGUCUCGAAGAAGAGCGGUGACCCUUACCCGUCCAAGGAUUUAUUCAGGAAUUCAGAUCAAUGGACGCAUUUAGCAGUUAUUGGAAUUCAAGCCUUUGCAGAAAUAAACCAAUGUCAAAAAGCUGUUACAUUUGCUACUAAAGUGUUUGGACAGAUAAGAAAGUUUCCUUCAGAGGCACUGGAAUUGUGUGUUUGUCUUCUUCUGAAAGCAUCAAAGUAUAAGGAGGCUGGGAAACUUGUUGAGGAUUGGCUUACUUUUGAGGAGAACUUCUCUCACGUCAAAUACAUAAAAAUAGCAGAAUUCUAUGUCAAACAUAUUCUAUUCCCCCAACAAUUAUAUGAGGAGAUAAAACAAUUUCUGGAGACUAAUCAAGUCAUUCCUUCUGCUGAAAAAGAGGUGUUGUUUCAGUUCACAAAACCUCUUGUCGAUGAGAAGGUUGAAAGGUGCAACAUAUCACAUGAGGUAACAGCCACUACACAACUUCCAUCUAGACAUGGUGCUGCUCAAAGAUGGCUGAGAAUGUCAGUAGUCAUACAAAAGCUCCAGAGCCUAUACCGGAUGGUCUUCUUCCAUCAUAAAACAAGGAUUUUUGUUAGAAUGAUGAUUCUCUUGUUUUUCAUUUACUGCUUUGUCUCAGCAAGUAGUUACCAAGGAGUGAACAAAGGUUCAGGAAUAUUCAGUCUGUGGCUUGCUUUGUUGAAUGCAUGGAGAGCAUUAUAUGCUUAACGAUAAAACCCAACACUGAUCAACACUAGCAGAACUCAGGCUGAAAAGUACACAAAAUUAUGGAAAAAAGAUGUGACUCUAAGAAUGGAGGAAAAAAGUAAAAACUGGAGCACAAACUGACCAAAUUGAAAUGCCCAAGCCACAUAUGCUUCUCACAAAAAUAUCUCUUUAAAUAAAUUGAUAAAAAGAAAGGUGAAAUGUGGUACCAAAGACAAUCCAUCGAUGGGGAAUUGCUUUCAGUGAGAAGUAUCAAACAAUUUUUAAUUCAAGACGUGUGAGAAAUUUCAAAGAGGAAAACUAUGUCUUUGUUACUACCAGAACAAGAGCCAAAGUGACUGCAAGCUUGAGCAGAAUGUGUGAGGUGUAAAUGCACAAGAAAAGCAAUUUUUUAAUAUUGCUAGUAGUUAAACAAUCAGUGACAUUAAAAAGAUACGGGUAUAGAAGA